UGUUUAGUCUAAUAUUUUCUAUUUCACUUAAAAAUAGUUAGUAGUAUAUUGAAAAUUACGUUUUGUGCAAAAUGGCAGAAUCCUCAAACAUAAUAUGUGCAUGCUGCUUGGAGAUAUUUGGUAAAAGAUCUGAAAAAGUGUUAAAAAUCACUCCAGGGAUUGAAAGACAUAUUCAAAACUUUUUAUGGAAAGAAUAUGAUGCGGAAAAAGAAUGUUGUUCCAAGUAUAUAUGUUCAUCAUGUGUAACAAACCUUUAUGCUUUACACAGAGGAGAAACACAAAAAAUCGGGUUGUGGAAAGCUAAAAUAUCACAGAUUGAUCGACAAAAGUUAAAAAGAGCAUCAAAUAUUAAACAAAAGGCAGUAGAACUUGUUCCAGUCAAUGAUGGAAACACAGAAUAUCCUAUCAAACUGCAUAAAAUAUGUGUUUUAGUUACUGGAAGAGGAUUAUCUCAUUUGUGCUACAAAAGCCAAGCUGUUAAAAAUCUCAUUAGCCAUUCAGAAGCUCUUGGACAUGUAUGUAGUGAACAAAUAGCAUCAGGACUCCUCAAAAAUAAAAUGACGAUAAAAAAUAUUGAACGAGGUCAAAAUUUCUGCCUUAAGACUUUCGGUAAUACAUUAAAUGUUGUUGUUGGAAUACCAGAUACAAAAUCUAAAAGAAUAUCACUUAAAAAGUUAUCCUUUGAUGUUAUAAUGGAACUCUCAAACACUUUGAGCUUGUCCCAAAAAAAAACAAAGAUUCUUUGUACUAACUUACGUGAAAACCUAGGUAAAAACAUGGUUGAUACCAAUAUUACGCUUCAAAUGGAAGGAUUACAUGAUUCUUUGUCAGAGUUUUAUGAUGUUGUUAAAGAAACAUUUAUAUCAGGAGAUGAAAAGUUAACUCGUAGCCUAGUGUUUGUUAAAAAUACAUCAGAUCUUAUUCUUCACACAAUGAAGAGAGAGGCUUAGAUCCUUAUUCCAGUAUAGCAAGAAUUUCAGAUGAUUCAGGACAGGGAUUUCUGAAAUGUGUUUUGAAUGUUUUUGAUCUUUUAGUCAAGCAUUCAAGCUCAAAAAAGCUUGAUGAUGCUGGAGUAAAACGAUCAAUAAUUUUGUCUUUAGUAGAGGAUGUUUCUGAACACAAUGGAAACCUUAAUUUACUUUUAGCUCCACUGCGGUUGGAAGAUGUUAAAUAUUCAGUUGCAUUUGAUCUUAAAUGCGGAAAUUCUUUAUUUGGUCUAAGUAGCCACAGUGGCAAAUUUUCAUGUCUUUGGCGCGAGGGUGAAUGCUUACUUGAAAGUGGUGUAAAAAAAACGUUUGGAUUCAUAGACAUCAACUACAAGAAGUUUGUUGCUGAUGGUUGCAGACAUAAGAAAAUGAAAGAGUUCAAAAACUGUGUUUCUCCAAGAAUUCUUUAUCUUGAUGAGCCUUCAGAAACAUUGGUUGAACAUAGCAUCCCACCUCCAGAGCUGGAACACAGCUAAAAAAAGUGUUGUAGAAUUUGGAAAAAAUAAUUUAAAAUAAUACUUUA
Messenger RNA from Hydra vulgaris (swiftwater hydra), 1509 nucleotides. The record is from RefSeq and is a predicted model, not a curated record. Lineage: Eukaryota; Metazoa; Cnidaria; Hydrozoa; Anthoathecata; Hydridae.